GGGAGCCGGACGAGCCCUGAUACCGACGGCUGCACGGCAGCAGGGGAGCCGUUUGGCGGAGACACAGGGCCGCUCAGAGGCCGCCGCGAUGCUCCCCUCUUUGCAAGAGUCGAUGGAUGGAGAUGAAAAGGAACUAGAGAGCAGCGAAGAGGGAGGCUCAGCCGAGGAGCGGAGACUCGAGCCGCCGUCCAGCAGCCACUACUGUCUUUACAGCUAUCGCGGAAGCAGAUUGGCGCAGCAACGAGGGGACAGUGAGGACGGAAGCCCAAGUGGCACAAAUGCAGAAACUCCCUCUGGUGAUGAUUUCAGAUACUAAUCUACCAUCCGAAGUGGAGCCAGAGCUGCGCAGUUUCAUUGCUAAGCGUCUUUCAAGAGGUGCAGUCUUUGAAGGGCUGGGUAAUGUUGCAUCUGUGGAGCUAAAAAUUCCAGGUUACCGAGUUGGUUGUUAUUACUGCCUUUUCCAAAAUGAAAAACUGCUUCCUGAAACAGUAACAAUAGACUCUGAACAUAACCCUUCAGAAUAUGUGGUCUGUUUUUUAGGAGGGUCUGAAAAAGGACUUGAGCUUUUCAGGCUUGAAUUGGACAAGUACAUUCAAGGGCUGAAAAAUAACAUGAAUUGUGAGGAAAGGGGCCUGGAGAGUCACAUAAAAUCCUAUCUGAGCAGCUGGUUUGAGGAUGUUGUAUGCCCAAUCCAAAGGGUUGUUCUUCUCUUUCAGGAAAAGCUUACCUUUCUGCUACAUGCCGCUUUGAGUUACACUCCUGUUGAAGUUAAAGAAUCAGAUGAAAAAACAAAGAGAGACAUUAACAGGUUUCUGAGUGUGGCCAGUCUUCAAGGACUUAUUCAUGAAGGCACCAUGACUUCUUUGUGCAUGGCCAUGACAGAGGAGCAGCAUAAGUCUGUGGUCAUCGAUUGCAGCAGCUCCCAGCCUCAGUUCUGCAAUGCAGGAAGUAACCGGUUUUGUGAGGAUUGGAUGCAAGCUUUUUUAAAUGGUGCCAAAGGAGGUAACCCUUUUCUUUUCCGACAAGUACUGGAGAACUUUAAACUAAAGGCCAUACAAGACACAAACAAUUUGAAGAGAUUUAUCCGACAGGCAGAAAUGAAUCAUUAUGCUUUGUUUAAAUGUUACAUGUUCCUAAAGAACUGUGGUAGUGGAGAUAUACUUUUGAAGAUUGUUAAAGUGGAACAUGAAGAAAUGCCUGAAGCCAAAAAUGUGAUAGCUGUCCUUGAAGAAUUCAUGAAAGAAGCUCUUGACCAAAGUUUUUGAUCAUAUGUUUUGAGAUAAUUGUAUGAUCAAGUUGUAUAUUUAAGUCUUAGUGUUUGAAAUUGCAGUUAUAAUUGUUCAUAGGAUUGCUAUUUAAGAUGAUUUGAAACUCAAUCCAGAUUUUCUUUUUGUAUUUUACCAAUUUAACUUAAAUAAAAAUCUGAGGAACAUC
This is a messenger RNA of Pan troglodytes (chimpanzee), 1434 nucleotides long. RefSeq names its product chromosome 17 C17orf75 homolog (gene C17H17orf75). The coding region runs from base 279 to 1265 and encodes 328 amino acids. The transcript has 10 exons. NCBI's taxonomy places the organism in Eukaryota, Metazoa, Chordata, Mammalia, Primates, Hominidae. The record is from RefSeq and is a predicted model, not a curated record. Gene Ontology annotation, cellular component: trans-Golgi network.